AUGGCUGCCCCCGUCGACCACAACAACCAGGUUGAGGAGGCCAUCGACGACACCGAGUUUGUCGACGACCACCAUGAUGGCCACCACCGGGAUUCCGUCCAUCACCGCCUGCGCGCCAAUUCAGCUAUCAUGCAGUUCCAGAAGAUCCUCGUCGCCAACCGUGGUGAGAUCCCUAUUCGUAUCUUCCGAACAGCCCACGAGCUGUCCCUCCAGACUGUCGCCGUUUACUCGUACGAGGAUCGACUUUCGAUGCACCGUCAGAAGGCCGACGAGGCCUACGUGAUCGGUAAACGCGGCCAAUACACCCCUGUCGGUGCCUACCUUGCCAUCGAUGAGAUCGUCAAGAUUGCCCUGGAACACGGCGUCCACCUGAUCCACCCUGGUUAUGGUUUCUUGUCAGAAAACGCCGAGUUCGCGCGGAAAGUCGAGCAGGCGGGUAUGGUCUUUGUUGGCCCUACCCCGGAAACAAUUGAGGGUCUUGGUGACAAGGUCUCAGCCCGUCGGUUAGCUAUCAAAUGCGAUGUGCCGGUCGUCCCUGGCACAGAGGGUCCCGUCGAGCGCUUUGAAGAGGUUAAAGAGUUCACCGACACCUACGGCUUCCCCAUCAUCAUCAAGGCUGCCUUUGGUGGUGGUGGCCGUGGUAUGCGUGUCGUCCGCAACCAGGCGGAUCUGCGAGAUUCCUUCGAGCGUGCUACCUCGGAAGCCCGGUCAGCCUUUGGCAAUGGUACUGUCUUUGUGGAGCGCUUCCUCGACCGCCCGAAGCACAUUGAAGUCCAGCUCCUGGGUGACAACCAUGGCAACGUUGUCCACCUCUUCGAGCGUGACUGCUCCGUCCAACGUCGUCACCAAAAGGUCGUCGAGAUCGCCCCUGCAAAGGAUCUACCUGUCGAUGUCCGUGACCGCAUCCUCGCUGAUGCUGUCCGCCUGGCCAAGUCCGUCAACUACCGCAAUGCUGGUACUGCCGAGUUCUUGGUCGACCAGCAGAACCGCUACUACUUCAUCGAAAUCAACCCCCGUAUCCAAGUCGAGCACACCAUUACCGAAGAAAUCACUGGCAUUGAUAUCGUCGCUGCUCAGAUCCAGAUUGCUGCUGGUGCUACCCUUGAGCAGCUUGGCUUGACCCAGGACCGCAUCUCCACCCGCGGGUUCGCCAUUCAGUGCCGUAUCACAACCGAAGAUCCCGCCAAGGGCUUCUCCCCAGACACCGGUAAGAUCGAGGUGUACCGCUCUGCUGGUGGUAACGGUGUUCGUCUGGAUGGUGGUAACGGUUUUGCUGGUGCCGUCAUCACACCUCACUACGACUCCAUGUUGGUCAAGUGUACCUGCCGUGGAUCCACAUAUGAGAUUGCUCGCCGCAAGGUCGUGCGUGCCCUCGUUGAGUUCCGCAUUCGUGGUGUCAAGACCAACAUUCCUUUCUUGACCUCAUUGCUCAGCCACCCCACUUUCAUUGACGGCAACUGCUGGACAACCUUCAUUGAUGAUACUCCUGAACUUUUCGCCCUGGUUGGCAGUCAGAACCGUGCUCAGAAGCUGCUUUCUUACCUUGGUGAUGUCGCCGUCAACGGCAGCAGCAUCAAGGGGCAGAUUGGUGAACCUAAGCUCAAGGGCGACAUUAUCAAACCUACCCUUUAUGAUGCCGCUGGAAAGGUCGUCGAUACCUCCGUACCUGCUACCAAGGGCUGGAAGCAGAUUCUUGACCAGGAGGGUCCCGAAGCUUGGGCCAAGGCCGUGCGCGCUAACAAGGGCUGCUUGAUCAUGGACACCACCUGGCGCGAUGCCCACCAGUCUCUGCUUGCUACCCGUGUCCGUACCAUUGAUCUCCUGAACAUCGCCCACGAAACGAGCCACGCAUACUCCAAUGCUUACAGUUUGGAGUGCUGGGGUGGUGCUACUUUCGACGUCGCCAUGCGUUUCCUCUAUGAGGAUCCUUGGGACCGUCUGCGCAAGAUGCGCAAGGCCGUUCCUAACAUCCCCUUCCAGAUGCUGCUUCGUGGUGCCAACGGAGUUGCCUACUCGUCUCUCCCUGACAACGCCAUCUACCACUUUUGCAAGCAAGCCAAGAAGUGCGGUGUUGACAUCUUCCGUAUCUUCGAUGCUCUCAAUGAUAUUGACCAGCUCGAGGUCGGUAUCAAGGCUGUUCACGCCGCUGGUGGUGUCGUUGAAGCCACCGUCUGCUACAGCGGUGACAUGUUGAACCCCUCCAAGAAGUACAACCUAGAGUACUACCUGAGUCUGGUUGACAAGAUCGUUGCACUCAAGCCUCAUGUCCUUGGUAUCAAGGACAUGGCUGGUGUGCUGAAGCCCCAGGCUGCCCGCCUCCUUGUCGGUGGUAUCCGUGAGCGCUACCCCGACCUCCCCAUUCACGUCCACACUCACGACUCUGCCGGAACUGGUGUGGCUUCCAUGAUUGCCUGCGCCCAGGCCGGUGCUGAUGCAGUCGAUGCCGCCACUGAUAGCUUGUCCGGAAUGACCUCUCAGCCCAGCAUUGGUGCUAUCCUCGCCUCUCUCGAGGGGACCGAGCAGGAUCCUGGCCUUGACCGUGCCCAGGUGCGCGCUAUUGACACCUACUGGGCCCAGCUGCGUCUGCUGUACUCACCCUUCGAGGCUGGUCUGACUGGCCCAGACCCCGAGGUAUACGAGCACGAAAUCCCCGGUGGUCAACUGACCAACCUCAUCUUCCAGGCCAGCCAACUUGGUCUGGGCCAGCAGUGGGCGGAGACCAAGAAGGCUUACGAAAUAGCCAACGAUUUGCUUGGCGACAUCGUCAAGGUCACUCCUACUUCCAAGGUCGUCGGUGACCUGGCUCAGUUCAUCGUCUCCAACAAGCUGACUCCCGAGGAUGUGAUCAACCGCGCCGGUGAGCUUGAUUUCCCUGGCUCCGUCCUCGAGUUCCUUGAAGGUCUCAUGGGUCAGCCUUACGGCGGUUUCCCCGAACCUCUGCGCUCCAAGGCUCUGCGCAACCGCCGCAAGCUCGACAAGCGCCCCGGUCUCUUCCUGGAGCCUCUGGAUCUGGCUAAAAUCAAGACCGAGAUUCGCGAGAAAUUCGGGGCUGCUACCGAAUACGACGUGGCCAGUUACGCCAUGUACCCUAAGGUUUUCGAAGAUUACAAGAAGUUCGUUCAGAAGUUUGGUGAUCUGUCCGUCCUUCCUACCCGCUACUUCCUGGCUAAGCCCGAGAUUGGCGAGGAGUUCCACGUUGAGCUGGAGAAGGGCAAGGUUCUCAUCCUCAAGUUGCUCGCCAUCGGUCCUCUUUCCGAGCAGACCGGCCAGCGUGAGGUCUUCUACGAGGUGAACGGAGAGGUCCGUCAAGUCAGCGUUGAUGACAAGAAGGCCUCCGUCGACAACGUUGCCCGUCCUAAGGCCGAUGUUGGCGACAGCAGCCAGGUUGGCGCUCCUAUGAGUGGUGUCGUUGUCGAGAUCCGAGUUCACGAGGGCUCGGAGGUCAAGAAGGGAGAUCCCAUUGCUGUUCUCAGCGCUAUGAAGAUGGAAAUGGUCAUCUCCGCUCCACACAGCGGAAAGGUGUCUGGAUUGCUGGUCAAGGAGGGCGACUCCGUCGAUGGGCAGGACCUCAUCUGCAAGAUCGCCAAGGCAUAA
This is a messenger RNA of Aspergillus calidoustus, 3594 nucleotides long. NCBI's taxonomy places the organism in Eukaryota, Fungi, Ascomycota, Eurotiomycetes, Eurotiales, Aspergillaceae. The record is from the annotation of a GenBank genome assembly.